AUGGUUUACGGCCCACCGGGCUCAAUAGAGGUCGUGCUCACGCUAGCGCCAGCAGGGCUGGCUGAAGUUGAAGUGAUUGAAGAGCUGCUCGAGCUGAAAGAUGAGAAACUGCUAGAACUUGACGAGCUGAUGGAGCUAGAGGAGGUACUCGAGCUUGAAGAACUGCUUGAACUCGAAGAGCUGCUUGUAGUCGAGGUCAAGGUGUUUGAAAUGGUAGUUGAGGUGAUACUAUCCGUAGACGAAGGGGAGGAUGUAGUCAAUGAACUGCUCCCCGAGCUGAUACUGGUGGUGCUUGAGCCAUCGGUCGAGCUACUGCCGAUUGUCGUACCGGUCGUAGUAGAAGUUGCGGCGGUACUGCUGCCGCUUGAAGACGUGCUGCUGACGCUGCUGGUUGAUGACGAAAUGGUAGAUAUUGAGCUCAAGGAACUACUCGUCGAGGAGGUGGAAGCCGUGCUAGAAGUACUGCUAUUUCCAAAGUUGAACGUGCCGGUGCUAGUCGUAGAGCUAGGCUGGGGUGGGUUCAGGGAGCUUGUGGCAAAGGUCGUGGAAGACGAGGAACUGCUGAGGAUGCUGCUGCUGGACAUGGACAAGCUACCGCUCAAUAUGCUGGCCGAGGAUGAUGUAGACAAUGAGAGAAUUGACGAGGAUAAGCUGCUCGAGCUGGUGCUUAUAGGUUCUGACUGGAUGCUGCUGCUGGUAGAGCUAAGAGUGAUACUCAACGAUGAACUCAGCGAGGACGAGAUGCUGGUGAUCGAAGCGAUUGCAGAGAUGGUGGUAUUAGAAGCAGUAGGAGGCAGCACAGUCAGUACAAAGCCUAUAUUGGCCGGAAUCGGAGUCGUGGUCGGCUGGCCGGAGGGUUGCUGGGCGGCAGCAGAGAAAGCUAAGGCCGUCAAGACGGCGACCUGCUCGAUCCAUCUCAUGGUCAACUAUGCAGGGCUCGGCAUCACAAGUUGA
Messenger RNA from Colletotrichum godetiae, 954 nucleotides. RefSeq lists its product as uncharacterized. NCBI's taxonomy places the organism in Eukaryota, Fungi, Ascomycota, Sordariomycetes, Glomerellales, Glomerellaceae. The transcript has a single exon. The coding region runs from base 1 to 954 and encodes 317 amino acids. The record is from RefSeq and is a predicted model, not a curated record.